This is a messenger RNA of Megalops cyprinoides (Indo-Pacific tarpon), 1774 nucleotides long. RefSeq names its product leucine-rich repeat-containing protein 38-like. Gene Ontology annotation, molecular function: potassium channel activator activity; transmembrane transporter binding; voltage-gated potassium channel activity. NCBI's taxonomy places the organism in Eukaryota, Metazoa, Chordata, Actinopteri, Elopiformes, Megalopidae. Gene Ontology annotation, cellular component: voltage-gated potassium channel complex. The record is from RefSeq and is a predicted model, not a curated record. The transcript is spliced from 2 exons. The coding region runs from base 42 to 917 and encodes 291 amino acids.
CAGCAUCCCCACUCCCCCUCUCUUCUCUCACCCCCUCGACAAUGUUGCCAUGUGUUCGCUGGCUCCAGCCUCUGCUCGCCUUGCUCUCCUCUCCCUUGCUGACUUGGGGGCAGAACUGCCCAGCUAGCUGCCAGUGCCCGGACCCCCACACAGUGGACUGUAGCGGCCGAGGGCUGACCCGUCUGCCGGACUCCAUCCCCCUGGACGUCCGCAGGCUCCUGCUGUCCGAUAACUGGAUUCCCUGGAUCCCCUCUGACUUCCUGGUGCUCUACAGCGACCUAGUCUACCUGGACCUCCGGAACAACUCACUCUCCAGAAUCGAGCCGGGGACCUUGAGCACUUCUUCCAGGCUGGUGUUCCUGGACCUGGGCAGCAAUAACCUGACCGAGAUCCCCUCAGGAACCUUUGGGGAGUCCCGCAGCCUGAUCAAACUGCGUCUGGGGAACAACCCCUAUCUAAGCAUGGUCAGCGAGGAUGCCUUCCUGGGCCUCACCUCACUGCGUGAGCUGGAGCUGGAGCGCAACGCCCUCUCCGGCCUGGACGUGGGGGUGCUGGGUCAGCUCCCCUCCCUCAGGCUGGUACGGCUGGAGGGAAACCCUUGGGUGUGCAACUGUAACUUUGCCAAACUGUUUGCAUGGCUGAUGGAAAACAGUCACAAGCUUCCAACAGGCAUUCAAGGCAUGGAGUGCUCACUUCCUGUGGACGGGCGGCGUGUGGCCCUGAGCCAGCUCUCUGAGGACAGUUUCCGGGAGUGCCAGGUCACCCUCACGCUCACCGACUAUCUCAUCGUCAUCUUCUCUGGCAUCUCAGUCUCUGUGGCCGCCAUCAUGGCCAGCUUCUUCCUGGCUUCCACUGUCCACUGCUUCCAGCGCUGGAGCAAAGCCAACAAGACAGACGAUGAGGAGAGUGAUGCCUGAGAAGCCCCCUCCCCACCCUGGUGACCGCCCACUCCGACCCUCUGCCAGGACAUUCAGGAGAGAGGCAGAAAAGCUGUCCCACAAUGCUCUUACCAUGUGAAAUCCCGCUUACCACACAGGUGCCCCGUAUGAAUCGGUGUCGACCGCUCUGUCAGGUCAGAGUCUGGCCCAGAUGCUGAGAGGGGUGGACGUGGUGAGAACCACGCGAUGAGGACAGUAUUAAUAACGUGGACUGAUUCAUAUUGUUUUAUGUUUCUUAAAUGGGAGCAUGUGCCCCGUGAAGCCUGGGCCUUGAGAUUGAAGCUGCCAGUGAUUGGCAGCACAAAGUGAUUCUUGUGUGUCCUGCCUUCCAGCGCUGUAGUAUUUAACCGUCUUUUCAUGCGAGUGGUGGGAAGUGAGCAAGCAGCUGAUCUCAUCUUUCAGCUGAUGGUUCUUUUAAAAAUGUAAUCCAAGUCCAAGCAAGCCACAAGACAAUAAUGGUUCAGUAUUGACUGAAGGUGAAAAGUCUGCACUUUCUUUUUUUAAUUAUUACCUUCAGACAUGUUCCUGUAAGGAGUAUUAUGAAAAAGUAUUACCUGUCUGCUCUUUUUUUUCCAGACUGUGCCAGAUUUGCUGAUAUAACUCACUUUGGUCAUGAGAGAUUUGCACUGUAUCCCCAUUACCGCUGAUAGACAAUAAAUAUUCAUAACAGAGGACAAAGAGCAAAGCUGGCACAUUGCUUCAUUGAUUACUUUUUAUCAUUCUGUCCUUUAAAAUUCCUGCUGAUUGAAAAUAGAGAAUUGUGGUAGAUUCCAUAACUUGUAAACAGCUCACUUGGAUUGAAAUGGAUUUGCUCUGUCUGCUGUUCCAUAUCUUCA